Messenger RNA from Polistes dominula (European paper wasp), 1518 nucleotides. RefSeq names its product anosmin-1 Kallmann syndrome 1 (gene Kal1). Gene Ontology annotation, cellular component: cell surface; extracellular region. The record is from RefSeq and is a predicted model, not a curated record. NCBI's taxonomy places the organism in Eukaryota, Metazoa, Arthropoda, Insecta, Hymenoptera, Vespidae. Gene Ontology annotation, molecular function: peptidase inhibitor activity; protein binding. Gene Ontology annotation, biological process: neuron differentiation.
AUGUGGGAAGAGAAGGCCCUCAGUUCUCAUGCCACACAGGUUGCAGUACCUGUGCGGCAGGCUCGAGAGUGGUGGCCAUGGUGGUUACUACUGCCAGGAUGUUUUGCAUCUUGGACAAAGUAUGUCGAGGAAUACGACUCGAUCAGAGUUGCAAGAUGCGAUGCACGUUGCGGGGAUAAUCAUCCGGACGAGUGUAUGGAAAAUUGUUUAUCAUCAAAUUACACGAAACCUGGUUACUGUCCUGAAAGUGCUUUCAUGUCACCCUUCGAAGCUGUUUGUUUGAUUGCUUGUGACAGUGAUUCACGUUGUCCUGAUUUAACAAAAUGUUGUUCACAUGAUUGUGGUGUCACCUGUAUGCAUCCUGUCGGUUUGGAUAAUAUAACAGAUUUACCACCAAUUCCACAAAAUCUUCAGAUAAGACAACAAAAGAGUAAUCUAAUACAUUUGACAUGGCGAAAUAUUGGACAAGUUUAUCCCAACUUGUCUGUUAAUAAUGACGUCAGAUAUUUAGUAGAGGAACGUCAUCUACUCGGACCACGUUAUUUAGAAUCAAGAUUGAGUUCUUGGACGGUUCGGCACGUUUCUACGAAACCUCACGCUACUCUACGUGGUAGAUUAAAAACCGGUCAUUGGUAUCAAUUUCGCGUUGCUGCUAUCAAUGGGAAUGGUUCUAAAGGUUAUUCUCAACCCUCCAGACCUUUCAAGACGAAAGAACCACGGAAUCCAAAAGAACCACAGAACCUAACCCUGUCAGGUGCACGUUUGGUGGGUGGCAAGUUAAGAAUCAACCUUCGAUGGAUUAAACCAACAUCGGAUGUUCCUAUAACAUUUUACAAAGUCUUUUGGAGUAGACGAAUUCAUAGUCCAACCAAUGAUUCUGUAUUGGUUUUUCAUAGGACUGUUAGAAAGGAUAAAACUUGUUACGAGUUGAAGAACUUAGAACCAAAGUGCCAAUACUUUCUUCAAGUUCAAGCAGUCGCUUUGUAUGGUGGUAGACGUUUGGCAUCCAGAAAAGCUUCGAAAGUUUUCAACGCUACGGAUUAUAUGGCUUUUGCCGACGUCGGGAGACGUUCUCGCAGGUGCGAAAGGUAUCAAGGAGGUCUUCACGUAAGAAAAAUGAUUUGUCAUUGCGGUGAUGUUAAGGUACGUUUGGUAUGGCCGAUGAAUCAAGAUGCAAAAAUGUAUAACGUCAGUUGGAAAGAAGAAUCAUGUUCGUCGAUUUACGACGAUACAUUUGAAACCAAAAAAAAAUUACUAUGGAAAGCUAUUCAGACUCCUCACUAUGAUCUACGUCAUCUUAAACAAGAUUGCACUUACACCGUAAACGUAAAAAAUUUAUACAACACUAAUAAAAUAGACGAGCAUGGUACAAGCAUAGAAUUUUUUGCAACUGGAUGUCAACAGGAUCGUGAUGAAAAAAGAUGGAAAUAUUCAAGUAAUAAAGGUGCACAAUGUAAAAAAAAAUCAUCCAAAGGUAAAAAGUAUUCUUCCAUCGAUGACAAUGAUAACUCAGAUUAA